GGAGAAAGUUAGACACGGAUAUAUACAUGGGGAGAACACCAUAAAGGAUUGGAGCCAAGCCCAGGAACUGCCAGGAAGUAGGAGACAGUGUCCACAUGAGAGAUGGGGAGCUCAGGGCUAAACCAAACAGGAAUCAUCACUGCAACGUUAGUCUGUGAAGACACAUCUCCAAGAUCACAAACUAGAAACAGAACAGAAUAGAGACGGCUAGUCAUCUGAAGAUCCAUUUACCUCUGAGCUUUCUCUGAAAACGGGAGCCACCUUGACUACAUUUCCCAGACUGCCCUGCCUCUAGGGGUGGUCACAUGACUGAGUGCUGACCAAUGGCAUGCGAGCAGAGAUGAUGUCUGUGACUUCCACGCCACACCCUUAAAAGAAAAGAGUGUGUGUUCCUCUAUCUUACCUCAUUGAAAUUUGACAUGACGGAGGGCCAUUUUGGAGCAUGCAUUCAAGAACAACUCCUCAGGGACAGUGGAGAAACAAGAGGUCAAGAUUCUAAGGCCUUACCUCUAUGGAGCCAUCUCAUCGACCAACUGCUUGUUCUUGGGCAACCUCUUGAAAGUGAAAUUCAUGUCCAUCUUUCUUGCUUCUUCCAAUGUUAUUUGUAUUCCGCUAAUACAUGGAAUAAACCCAAGGAAGGGAGCCAGUCGAUGUAUGAGCUGUAUGAGGAAGAAGCAGGAGGACAGAGAAGUAAGGGUCUACCAUUGGAAAAGCAGGUACUGGAGAGUGGCACAACCCAUUCUGUGGGCUGGCUCACUAUUACCAAAGCACGUAGUGGCACUCAACUAACGUUUGUUGCUAGAAAGGUCUCUCCUAGCAGUCAUACCCACCAUGCAAAUACAACAUCCUCUUUCUUACUUCCUGACCUUUGCGCAUACUUUCCCUUCAGCCCAGAAUCCCCCCUUACCCCCACCAUCUCCAACACCUGGAUAAAUUCUACUCCUCUUUCAGAUUUCUACGGGUAUAAUGCUUUCGCAGGGAGAGGCUUCCUCGAGGUGAGGCUCCCCUGUCUGUCCACCUGCCUGCUCAUUUUUCUGGCUCUCCCUCCAACUGAGAAUUGUAGGAGGGCAGAGCCCACUGUUAGCCACUGUAUCCCCAAGGCUAGCCGCCAGGCUGCCCACAGGAUACCAGAGACCCUGAAAGAGUCACAAGGCCAGAAGCGGGCUUUCGAGAGGUGUAGGUCAAACACCUGUCACCUGAGAACUGGGGAGGCUUCAGCUGGAAUCAAACCCCCCUGGGAACCCGUGCCUCCUGAGGAGACCCAGACAAGUGCCCAAAUGCCUGUCUCUGGGGGAACCAACUGGGUGAAUCCCAUCUUCCAGCAGGGCUUGCAGACCACUUACAAUCCUACAGCCGUGUCCUCUGUCGACUCCUCCUUCAUUCAGGCGGCGGUGGGUGAGUCAGGGAUUUGUUUUUCUCUGUUUCUUUCUCACUUUCCACCUUGGUGGACCACACCGCCCCCAGCUGCCACGGCCAGAGUCGACCCUGACUUCUGGUUCAGAAAGAAUGCAAACCUCACACCUGUGAAGGUGUGCAACCCAUCCAGCCCCGUUUCCACCAUGCUGGAGGAGACACCACGCUACCCAACCAUUUUCAUCACCCGCUGCUCCUUCCAACUCACUCCCCAGGCUUAG
Messenger RNA from Panthera uncia (snow leopard), 1634 nucleotides. RefSeq lists its product as uncharacterized. Lineage: Eukaryota; Metazoa; Chordata; Mammalia; Carnivora; Felidae. The transcript is spliced from 3 exons. The record is from RefSeq and is a predicted model, not a curated record. Bases 420 to 1634 code for a protein of 404 amino acids.